CAUCCUCACCUGUAAAAAAAAAAAAAUCAUGUCUAUAUGGUCGGAUGAUAACACCAGUGUUCUUUUACAAGCUGCUGUUGAGUUCCGGCAGACCACCGGUUCACCGGUGUCAUUUUCAACCAUCGAUGACUUUAUGGAUAUAGUUCGUGGUUUGUUACCUCCGCAACUGACUCCUCGUCAAGUUUACAACAAAGUUCGUCGUCUUCGGCGCAAAGCUAGCCACUGCGGCGAGACUCAGAACAAGCGUUUGAAGCUAGCUUCCAUGGCCUUCGCUCCAGCUGAGAAUGAGCCUGCAGGUUCUGAUCAUAGAGAAGAUGAUGAAAAAAGGAUUGAACUUGAGAAAGUUGAUGCAGUAGUACUGCAGCCGUAUCCAUUUCCAUUCUUGAAGAUGGGUUUGGAGGGGAUGGAGAAGUUGAUGUUUGAGGAGGUGGUGAAGCAAGGUUUGGUUGACAAACAUAUUUUGGAUGAAUUGGAGAAAAAGUGGAAAGAUAUUUCUGUGAAGAAGCUGCAGCUUCGUUCUGAGAGUUUUCUGCUUCAUGAUCAAAGUCUGAAGAUGUUGAUUGAUGCAAUCCAGAAGAAAUAUGCUGAUUUGUGAUAUUAUGGCGUUGGGUUUCUUUUUAUAUGUUAUUUUGUUAGUUUUAGUUCUAAGGAGGAUAUGAUGAAAUGGUGCUUUUUGUUGUGCAUUUUGGUUUCUGUUUCCUAGCUAGCUCCUUUAAACAAUG
This is a messenger RNA of Dioscorea cayenensis subsp. rotundata (Guinea yam), 722 nucleotides long. RefSeq lists its product as uncharacterized. NCBI's taxonomy places the organism in Eukaryota, Viridiplantae, Streptophyta, Magnoliopsida, Dioscoreales, Dioscoreaceae. The transcript has 2 exons. The record is from RefSeq and is a predicted model, not a curated record. Gene Ontology annotation, biological process: regulation of DNA-templated transcription. Bases 29 to 595 code for a protein of 188 amino acids.